This is a messenger RNA of Rhodofomes roseus, 1728 nucleotides long. RefSeq lists its product as uncharacterized. NCBI's taxonomy places the organism in Eukaryota, Fungi, Basidiomycota, Agaricomycetes, Polyporales, Fomitopsidaceae. The transcript is spliced from 6 exons. Bases 159 to 1433 code for a protein of 424 amino acids. The record is from RefSeq and is a predicted model, not a curated record.
ACUGGCAUGCUGCGCAAGUACAUUUGCAAAUUCAAGCAAUUGCAAAUGCAGACCGCACGUCUCGACGCUCUCCUGCCCCCAAACAGGCAGGGUUAGAGGCGUCUCAUUAGCCAGCCGGUGGUCAAGCCGGCGCUUCCUGACGCCGCACCAAACCUUCUAUGCGAGCCCCCUAUUGUCAGUCUCCAUGGUUUCUAGAUGACGGAUUUACUUCGGCCUACAUCCGACCCAUCUGCGCGGCAGCCAUUGCUUGCGACUCCGAAAGUGCUGGGUGGGGAAAUGUUAUGCAAGAGUUACUUCUGCAUGCAUACACAGCCUACCGAGUGAACCGAACAUUUGUUUGGUACGACCACGGGUGGAACACAGACGGUACGAAAUACACGUUUUACAAUGGUAAACGGAUACCCUCCAGGAUACCGCUCUCUGCUCUUUUGCAAGGACCUCUCGUGGGCGCACAGCCCAGGACAUCGGAGCCAUCUGCCAUCCACCCAUUCGGAGUUUCAGAAGACUACUUCAAUAUCAUCUGUCCGGAACGCGCUCGUCGAAAGAUCUCAGCGACAGAGAUUUUUGCGCUCAUUGGACACGAGCCGACAGUUGAGUCAUUGGUCGCCAAAAUGAUGGAGGCUGUGGGUGCUAUGCCUGACAAGUGCGUCGAGGUCAUGAAGCCUAAGACCUUCUUCGACGUUGAUGUGUUUGGCGACGGACGGCGGCUGCUGGAUGACUGGCCGGCGUAUUCGAAGUCGCCCAUACUCCAGGAAUUCUUCUGGUCUCCGCUUGUUGAGCUCGCAUUCGACACGAACCGCGAGACGUUCUCGUCCACGUCGCCCGCGACGUCCCUUCUCAGCUCCUUGCCUCUCUACCCCUACGCAGACAUGUCUCCAAGCGCGCAGCGAUACACGCCUCUCCCAGGACUGCUCGCGCUCCAUGUCCGACGAGGUGACUUUGUGGAACACUGCGUCAAGCUUGCGAAGUGGGGAUCGAGCUACGUCGGGUUCAACUCAUUCCCCGAGCUUCCGGACCGCUUCGAGUAUCCGCCGGAGAGCACCUCAGAGCAACGCAUCGCGUUAUAUCGGCCUCACUGCUAUGUCGAGGUUGCCGAUAUUAUCCGCCGCGUGCAGGAAGUUCGCGAGGCGGAGCGGGCGACGGGGCGUGACGAACUUCGGGAUGUAUACCUCAUGACGAACGCACCGGAAGAAUGGAUCACAGAAGUCAAACUAGCAUUGAAUGCUAUGCCCGGGGUAGCGUGGAGGUCUAUAUCCAGCAGCCGUGACUUGGUAGUGAACCGGGAGCAGCAGUACGUCAAGCAAGCCGUAGACAUGCUGAUCGGGCAGCGGGCGCAGGUUUUUAUGGGCAAUGGGUUCUCGAGCUUGUCUGGAGCAGUGACGAUGUUCCGGAUGGCUAAUGGCAUCUCGCCUGAUCAAUGUCGCUUAUUCUGAUCGUAGGCGUGUUUUGUGUGUUGUAAACCUGGGUAUGGAGGACAUUUGUCCGAAGAAGUGUUCAGCUCACUGAAAAUCGGGAUGUAAUGUUUGCGACUAAUGUAUACCGGGAUGUAGACUACGGGUGGGCUAGCCAUUUGUGUCGCGCUAUUUGACUCCACGGACGUUGAGCACGUUGAUUGAUACGUGUUGGCGUCCUCAAGGUGUCUCGGCAUUCGGACAUUCCUAAUAGGAUGGCUCAGUAGGAGUCGACCGCGCAAUUGCACCGACACCGCAUUCAAAUUGUGUGGUUCUA